AUGGAAACAAUCACCUGUAAUGGAACAGGGUACUCCUCUACCAUCUUCUACCUUAUGGGUAUCUCCCCUUUGCCCAAAUCCCUCUUCCUUCCUAUUUUCUUUGUCUUUCUCCUCCUCUACUUGCGCAUCCUGAUGGGUAAUGCAUUGGUCCUGGUGGCCGUGGUGGCAGAGCCCAGCCUCCACAAGCCCAUGUACUUCUUCCUAAUUAAACUCUCUACCUUGGACAUUCUUUUCACCACAACCACUGUCCCCAAGAUGCUGUCCCUAUUCUUGCUUGGGGACCGCUUCCUCCAUUUCCCUGCCUGCUUCCCGCAGAUGUACCUAUUCCACAGCUUCUCCUGCUCGGAAGCCUUCAUCCUGGUGGUCAUGGCCUAUGACGGCUAUGUGGGCCUCCCAGUGCACUACCCUGUCCUCAUGACCCCACAGACCAGUGCUGUCUUGGCAGCCAGUGCCUGGCUCACUGUGCUCUUCCUGCCCAUUCCAGCAGUGGUACAGACCUUCCAGAUGGCAUUUGACAGCAUUGCCCACAUCUACAACUACUUCUGUGACCACUUGGCUGUGGUCCAGGCCUCCUGCUCUGACUCUACCCCCCAGACCUUCACGGGCUUCUGCAUCGCCAUGGUAGUGUCCUUCCUCCCACUCCUCCUGGUGCUUUUCUCCUACGCCCACAUCCUGGUCUCAGUGCUUCGCAUCAACUCCCAAGAAGGACGCUCCAAAGCCUUCUCCACCUGCGGCUCCCACCUCCUGGUGGUGGGCACCUACUACUCAUCCAUUGCCAUAGCCUAUGUGGCCUACAGGGCUGACCUGCCCCUUGACUUCCACAUAAUGGGCAAUGUGGUAUAUGCCAUUCUCACACCCGUUCUCAACCCUCUCAUCUACACACUGAGGAACAAGGAUAUCAAAGCAGCCAUCACCAAGAUUUCAUGUCCCCAGGAGCCAAAGAAUGCUAGGAAACCCCGAUUCCCAAAAAUAACUUAA
Molecule: messenger RNA, 978 nt
Organism: Saimiri boliviensis boliviensis (Bolivian squirrel monkey)
Lineage: Eukaryota; Metazoa; Chordata; Mammalia; Primates; Cebidae
Source: RefSeq, a predicted model, not a curated record